CACGGAGCCAGUCCCCAAAACGUUUGUAGUUUCGGACAAGGCAGGUGGCGGGAUGCGAAUAAAGAAGGAAAGAAUGGUAUUUCACUGAAAUUUCAUUUAAUUAAAGACCAUGUUUGUAGCGCGAAGCAUUCCGGCCGACCACAAAGAUCUCAUCCACGAUGUGGCUUUUGAUUUUCACGGCCGGCGAAUGGCAACAUGUUCAAGUGAUCAAAACGUAAAGGUUUGGGAUUUAGGAGAAGAUGGACACUGGACGUGCACUGCUAACUGGAAGACCCACAGUGGCUCUGUCUGGAAGGUCACCUGGGCCCACCCUGAGUUUGGUCAAGUGAUAGCCACCUGUUCAUUUGAUAGGACAGCAGCAGUGUGGGAGGAGCUAGUUGGAGAAUCUACAGAGCAUGGGCAGAAGAACUGGGUCAAGAGGACCAGUCUGGUGGACAGCAGAACCUCCGUCACAGAUGUCCAGUUUGCUCCCAAACACUUGGGGCUACAGUUGGCCACAUGUUCAGCUGAUGGUAUUGUACGGAUUUAUGAAGCACCUGAUGUGAUGAACCUCAGUCAGUGGUCGUUACAACAUGAGAUCUCCUGUAAACUCAGCUGUAGCUGUAUAUCGUGGAACCCUUCCAGGGUUCACCAGCCAAUGAUUGCUGUAGGAAGCGAUGAUGCCAAUCCAUCAGGGGGCGGAAAAGUACAAAUAUACGAGUACAAUGAUAAUUCAAGGAAGUGGAGUAAAGUUGAGACAAUCACUGUGGUAACAGAGUCAGUGAAGGACAUCCAGUUUGCACCCAAUUUAGGCAGAUCCUACCACUUAUUAGGGAUAGCCUCCAAAGAUGUCAGGAUUAUUUCCCUCAAGCCACUCAGGUAG
Lingula anatina is the source of this 862-nucleotide messenger RNA. RefSeq names its product nucleoporin SEH1. Gene Ontology annotation, molecular function: structural molecule activity; protein binding. The record is from RefSeq and is a predicted model, not a curated record. Gene Ontology annotation, biological process: positive regulation of TORC1 signaling; cellular response to amino acid starvation. Gene Ontology annotation, cellular component: Seh1-associated complex; nuclear pore outer ring. NCBI's taxonomy places the organism in Eukaryota, Metazoa, Brachiopoda, Lingulata, Lingulida, Lingulidae.